GGAGAUGCAGAAGAAUAUUUAAUUGGAUGGUGGUGUCAGGAGAGAUGUUGAAUUGGACCUUGAAAUGUUUGAAUUUAAGAUGAGGGUUGUGCUACACAGCUGCGGCAAAGAGUUGCCGGGGAAGACGCCGCAGGUGUUGUUGUUGCAGCCGGGGCGGGGGGCGGAGAAGCAGUCGUCGCCGCAGGUAUUGGCUCUGGCGAGGGAGCACUGGUCGGAGCUACAGCGAGCAGGGUGGUAGGAGGAAGAGAUGUAGUUUUGGUCGCAGUCAACCCUGAGGAGCUCGUCGCCGAGAUCAAGGACGAGAGACAAACCACGAAUUUUCUGUGGAAGCUGAAGGCGGAAGCAAGCUGGGAGGUAGGUGCAAUGCGGGUGCGGCCGAGCACCCGGAAUAGAAUAUGGCACCGGCGAGGAAAAUUUUCAUGGCAUAGAUUCGUCGGCGGAGAGGUCGCAAGAGACUUGUCAAUUUCAAGAAUCGGCGGGCUCAAGAAUUAUUAAUUUUGUAUAUAUUCUUAUUCAUUAUACAUUGCUGCACAUACAUUUUAUACAUAGUCAAUGAUAAAUGCGGGAGCUAUAUACCGUGAAUUCAGAAUAAUCUCAAUCAAAGAUUCACGAAGAUAAUGGAAACUUGACCGGUGGAGUGAUUGACAGCUUGAUUGGAGGAGCGAUGUGCUCGAUACACAAAUGACAAUUUAGGAACUGUAUGUCAAAUUUGCCCUACAAUAAAAAGGUGAAACUAAGAGAGGGACAAGCCUGACCUCCUGCACAACAAUGGAGUCAACUGCACAGUCUGCGUUCACCUUCCUUAACCUCAUCUUCCUGUUCAUCUCCUUCCUUCCCAGCUUUCAAGCCAAACUACCAUCCACCUCGACGUCUCCCCUCCCCACAGAGGCCCUCCCCACGAGCUCCGGCUACCUACCGGUCAAUCCCUCCACCGGCUCCGCCAUUUUCUAUGCCUUCUACGAAGCACAACACCCCGCUUCGCCUCUCACUCAAACUCCACUUCUCAUUUGGCUCCAGGGCGGCCCCGGGUGCUCCUCCUUGCUGGGCAAUUUCUACGAGCUCGGCCCGUGGCGCGUAACUCCUCACAGGCAAAAUGUCGAACACCUUGCGCUCGAAAUCAAUCCCGGAUCCUGGAACCGCAUCUUCGGCCUCGUUUUCCUCGAUAGUCCAAUCGGAACCGGAUUUAGCAUCGCCUCGUCGACGGGAGAAAUCCCUAAAGAUCAAAAUUCCGUCGCUAAACACCUAUUUGCGGCGAUCACGAGGUUUGUGGCUUUGGACCCGUCUUUUAAAUCUCGCCCGAUUUACAUCACGGGCGAGAGCUAUGCAGGAAAGUAUGUUCCGGCAAUUGGGUAUUAUAUCCUAAAGCGGAACGCACAGUCGCCGGCGUCGCAUCGGGUGAAUCUCGCCGGAGUUGCCAUAGGCAAUGGCUUGACUGACCCGGCAGUACAAGUGGCCACCCAUGCCGCGAACGCUUACUUCUCCGGACUGAUCAAUGAGAAGCAGAGACUUGAAAUGGAGAAGGCUCAAUUGGAGGCAGUGAAGCUGACGUUGGCCGGGAAUUGGAGUGAAGCGACGAAUGCAAGAAAUCAUGUCUUGAAUUUGUUGCAAAAAAUGACUGGCUUGGCCACGUUGUAUGAUUUCAGACGGCCAACCCCUUACGAAACCAAGCUCGUCACAGAGUUUCUGAAGAGCCGAAAGGUGAAGGCGGCGCUGGGGGUGAACGAGACGAUGGUGUGGGAGGAAUGCAGCGUCGCGGUGGGGACUGCGUUGCACGAAGACGUGAUGAAGAGCGUCAAGUUCAUGGUGGAAUUCUUGGUGAAGAAGACCAGGGUGUUGCUAUACCAAGGGCAGUGCGAUUUGAGAGACGGCGUGGUUUCGACGGAGGCGUGGGUGAAGCGAAUGAAGUGGAAAGGAAUCGAGAAGUUCCUGGCGGCGGAUCGGAAAGUGUGGAAUGUGAACGGAUCGCUUGCUGGGUAUGUGCAGAAAUGGGGUAGCUUGAGCCAUGCCGUGGUAUUAGGAGCUGGGCAUCUUGUUCCUGCUGACCAGCCAUUGAAUUCUCAGGCAAUGAUAGAAGAUUGGGUGUUAAACAGGGGAUUGUUCGGCAGCGAGCUGGAAGAGCAGCCUAAAAUUUCCCGGAAUUCCCUCUAAAAUUUGUUUUUCCGGUCAGAAUCUGCCUAACUAGAAUUUUCUGGAGCUUCCCUUUUGUAAUUGCCCUUCUUGUUCCCGUAGCAAUGAUUCUGUGAUGAUGAUUUCUGUAACUUGUGAUUCAGACUAUGAGCAAGAUGCUGUAGUUGGAAACUUUGUAAUCUGUGCUAUUAAAUAAGAAAAACCAGCUCAAGUAUUGUAUUGUGUCA
Molecule: messenger RNA, 2354 nt
Organism: Malania oleifera
Lineage: Eukaryota; Viridiplantae; Streptophyta; Magnoliopsida; Santalales; Ximeniaceae
Product: serine carboxypeptidase-like 50
Exons: 2
Coding region: 769-2148 (459 amino acids)
Biological process (GO): proteolysis
Molecular function (GO): serine-type carboxypeptidase activity
Source: RefSeq, a predicted model, not a curated record